AUGGCUUCCGAUGUUACAUCAUGACUUUUACACCAUGUGUAGGCAGGGUGUAUUUAACCAUUGACUCAUGGGACUUGCAGUUAGUGCAUGCAGUGAAUGGCCAGCAUGUCACUCUGAUUUAGCUUUGAUCAUUUCUGUAUUAACAGGAUGAUACGUUUCAGAAUAUCCGUGAUUAACCUGGUUAGGUUCUAUCUAAUAUUUUCUGAGGAUUACAGUGGAUGCUGCAUGGACACUGUUUGGCCGCCAAGCCCGAGCAUCAUUCAUCUGCAGGCUAUCAGUGACAAGCAAAGCCUUGUGGUGAGCUGGCUGGUUAACCACAGCAGGGGCGACAUUUAUGAGGUCCAGGUCAGCCGCACUGAAAACUACAACGUCAUUUACAAUAGAAAUCUGAGUUUAAUCUCCGUGGAUUCAGAUGAAUACACAUGGACAUGGACCUCUGAUCUGCCUCUGGAGUGCGUCGAUCACUCAGUCAGAAUACGACAUUUCUAUAAUCAGUCUGUCCCGAGUCCCUGGAGCGACUGGAUAACCAACCAUGGAGCCCAGAUGAAGGUUGAGACCAAGAUCUUCCCCUUCCAGCGGAUGAUGAGAGAGCACACCAGUGCCAUGUUCUGCUGUGUUCACCCAAGAGGAGUCAAUAUUACUAGCAUGAUCUUAAACCGCAACAAAUACCCUCUUAUCAGCAUUGGAGCUGGAGUCAAGGCUAUCGCUGUAGGUAACCUGACCAUCCCAACAGGGUUGAUUAAACGUCUUUCACUCUCUUGCAAUGAUGCAACAGACGUGAUCGGUUAUGCCUGGAACUACAUCAGUUUUCCUCCCCAGAAGCCCAGAAACCUCAGCUGUGCGACCUCAGACAUGACAACUGUCAUUUGCACCUGGGAAUCAGGCAGAAAACGAGACCCGUACGAUCACAACAAGCAAACGCACACUAUCCACAUAGAGAACUCCGACCAGGCUCCCAUCAACUGCGAGCAGUCAUCUUGUACUUUCCCGGCCGUCCCGCAGUUGGAUGAAUACAACAUCAGUUUGGUGGUGAAGGACCAGCUGGGAGAGGAGACAGAGAGCUAUAGCUUCAACAUCUCUGACAGAGUGUUUCCUGUUGUGGAGGUGAACAGAGUGAGCCCUGGGUCGACACACACCACUGUUUCCUGGAUCGUCCCGGGGAACUUGACCCAACUGAACCUCCUCUGUCAGGUCACUACAGACUCAGACAGCACCACUGAGCUGAGUUGCAAUAAUGCGAGUGGUCUCUGCCAAGUCAAACUGGAACAUCUGCUUCCCAACACGCGCUACUCUACCAGGGUACGCUGCUCUGCCAAUGGCAGGCUGUGGGGAGAUUGGACACAGCCCAUAUCCUUCAUAACCUAUCCGUUGGUGACCUUGGAUGUAUGGAGGAGAAUAAAGCAGCUGUCCGACACGAUGACUCGUCAAGUUACUCUAUUGUGGACUCCACAUGUUCCUGGGUCAGCAGUCACAGUGAACAUCCAAGGCUACAUAGUUCAGUGGUCGCAGGAGGGCCAAAACUGGACCGAGUGGAAGGACAGUGGACAAACCCAGGCAGAGGUCUCCAUCAAUCCGGGACAGUAUGACUUCAGUGUCCAGGCUGUAGUCCACACCGGCUCCACCAUUCCUGCUCACAUCACCAUCCCACAGGGGGACGAUGGAGAAAUCCUCCCAGUAAAGAAGCGGUUGAGCAGCACCACAGCUGCUGGUUUUAAUCUGUCCUGGGUGGAGCAGGACUCUGCCACCUGUGGCUAUACAGUGGAAUGGUGCAUCAUGGGAAACACAGUGCUUUGCACUCUGCAAUGGCUGAAGGUGCCAGAGGGAAACAACACAUUGUUCCUACCUGCUAAAAAUUUCAAAGCAGGUUGUAGGUAUACAUUUAAAAUCUACGGAUGCACAGAAAAUGGACACCGACUACUUGAGGUACAGACUGGAUACUCACAAGAGCUCAAAUCUGUACAGUCCCCGAGUCUGGUUGAACCUUUUCAGAUUACUAGCUCAUCUGUGACGCUGGAGUGGAGUUACGAUGAGGACGAUCCGGCUCAUUCGGCAUUUAUCACUGGUUACCUGGUUACAGCACAGGCAGUAGGAUCUGGUACGCUGCUAGGUCAUGCUGCAAAUCUGUUUAACGUGUCGGUGGCAGACCCUCGGAGGAAGUCUGUGACCAUAGAGGGUCUGCAGCAGAACCAAGAGUAUGCUUUCUCUGUGAGCGCUCUCACUGAGGAGGGGCCUGGACAACCAACCAACAUCACUAUCAGGACCAGAACCAACUACUCUGCACACCUGGCCAAGAUACUGACUCCCAUCUUGUUACUGCUGGGCUGCAUCAUUCUCCUGUGGCCUCAAAGAAAAAUACUGAAGAGUGUGCUGAAGGAGAUCUUUACUUAUCCUGCUGGUAUGAACAUCAAUACACCUGAGUUUGACAGCUUCCUGCAUGAGACGAGUGAGCGGCUGCAGUCUCAGAAGGUGGAGGAGUGCAGCUUCUGUGACAUUGAGAUCCUGAAUACCAGACCUCUUCAGGAUGAAACAACGGCACUGAGAGAUGCUGAACCCAUGAACACGCUGCCCUCUCCUGGUUCCCAGCUCUCUCCUUCAGCCUCGUCACUCUCCUGUGUGCCACUCCAAACAGAAUACUGUCCACAGUCAGUCACAGUGUCCUGCGACAGAACAAUCCUUCAACAAACAUGCAUCUCAAACAAGACUUAUAUGCACAACAUUGAGUAGGAUUUGUCUGAGGCACAACAAGUCAUGUUAACUGACAUCAAAUCGAAUCUUCUGAAAGUCUUUGGGAAUCAGGUAGUGUUAUAUAUGGUUAUGUCUUCAGUGAGACUUUAUAAAGUCAAAGACCAGGCCCAAAACAUCUAUGUCCUAUGUUUUCAAUAGUUAAACUUCUGUAAAUAGAUGCUUUGUUUAUUAGACAUAAUGUGAAUCUGCAGCUUUCUAAUGUAAAUACGUGAAGCUUUUGUAUUUAUGCCACACUUUAACAUACUAUAUGCACAUGUGAUUGGAAAAUGCAGCUUAUCAUAAAAUACUGUAUGUAGUGCAGAAAACACACAAUCUGGAGAGUACUUUAGACUUACUACAAAACUUAACUUAAACUACUUAUAGCUUCAGCAGCAAUACAGUCCAAAGUGAAAGUGUAUACAAUAUCACAAGAGAAAUUGAAGUGUGAAGCAACUACAGAUGUUAUCUUGAUGCAACUGAUAGCACGGAUAAGACAGCUGAACAUCUAAAAACAUUUGCAUAUUUUUUUUAACUUUUUGUUUUAUAUUACUUGCAUGGCAUUAUCAAAAUGUAUAAUUGAUUAUCAAACACUGUAUUGAAUGAUCCGGUAGGAGGUAGUAUACCAUAUUGAUGUAAUAGCUAAAAGAAGCUAGAAAGAAGAAAGAAAAAUAAGAGGAAAGGGUUAUUGGCCAGUAUUUGUUUUUGCAGCUGCCCAUCAGUGACAAGUGGGUAAGAAGUCUGUUUUUACUGUGACGAGAGUCUGACUCAAAUAUCAAAACUUACUGGACUCUUACACGUAAACUUUCUCUACUUAAAACAGGCCACUCAGUAAUUUCUGAAACCUCCUAUUGAUAUUUUGCUCUACAGUUAUGACUCACAUUUCCACCAAAUAUGCAGUUCAUAGCCAGACAUGUUAUAACUGCUAAUGUAAUUUAACAUAGUGAACUGAUCUGAUGUCCUAUUGCCUUGUGAUCAGGUUUUUAGAAGACACAUUAUUGUUUUUGUCAUUUCAAAGGCAUCCGAGGAACUAAGUGUGUAAUUGCGCUGCAGCUUCAUCAAGAAACACUGAAUGGUUUUGUAGCAGGUUACCUACAGUAAAUCCCUGUGUGUUACCGUAUCCUUUAUCCACGAAUUACACAGCUGUGUAUGAGUAUGAUCUUGGUUUUGUUCUAGGUACAAAUCUAGGUUAGAAUAUAGAUUUGUGGGCACCUGGGUGGCUCACCUUGUGGAGCACGCGCCCAUAUAUAGAGGUGUACUCUUCGACCCAGUGGCCACGGGUUCGACUCUAACCUGCGGCCCUUUGCUGCAUGUCAUUCCCCCCUCUCUCUACCCCUUCAUGUCUUCAGCUGUCCUAUACAAAUAAAGGCCUAAAAUGCCCCAAAAAUUAUCUUUAAAAAAAAGAAAUAAUAUAGAUUUGCACUGAUCUUGUUGAUUUUGACAAUUUUUAUCUCCAUCUGUUGAACAGGUGACUUUACAACAAAUGGUUAUUAUUGAAGUAAGUUUGUACUGGUGUUCUAUUCUAUUGUUUACUGACUAACAUGUUUACAGUACAUAUAAGCAAUGUUUUAUUAAAUAGCACAAAUCUCCCAUGUUUCUUCUCAGUAAUUGUCAUUUUAUAAACUCCAGGUUUAGAACGUCGUCUUUGACUGAUCAUUCAAAUUAUAUAUUUUGUACAAUCCCGGAGCUGAUCAAUAUUUUGAAAGUUGUGUCUAAUAUUUAAGUAUGAAAAGUAAAUAUUAAGUAUAAGCACAUAGUGAGUGAUUAAAAUGUCUACACCAUACAGUAAACAUUCACUCAAGGCAGCUACCAUAUUUUCAAUGUAAUCCAAACUCCACACACCUGCCUUGAUGUUUUGAAAACUGUGGAUGCACUUUAUUUCAUCAAAGUGGAAGAUAUGACUGGAUCGCACGGUUCAAAUGAUUAGUAUCUCGUUUAUCAGUUAAAGUAUCCCUACUCUGAUGAAUUUAGCACAAUUUCCAUCCAACACUCCCAGUUCCUACCACAGGGAAUACAUUUUUUUUAACACUUCAUCUGAGUGUUAGAUAAGACUCAUAUACAUCACAAUACUGCAUUAAGUGGAACUUGCAUCUUUAUAAAUACUAUGAGUAGUUGUACAUUUUUAUUCCUAACUUGUAUAUACAUUUGUACAUUCUUUCCUUUGUAUUUUUUUAAAUCUUAAUUUUUUGAAUAUUUGUUCUUGUAUUCUAUCCUAUUAUUUCCAUGUACAGUAUAUUCUGUAUGUGUGCCUGAUAUUUUGCUACUGUAGCACUGAAAUUUCCCAAGUGGGGAUCAAUAAAAGUCUAUCAUCAGUUCCA
Molecule: messenger RNA, 5039 nt
Organism: Perca fluviatilis (European perch)
Lineage: Eukaryota; Metazoa; Chordata; Actinopteri; Perciformes; Percidae
Gene: osmr
Product: oncostatin M receptor
Exons: 17
Coding region: 148-2724 (858 amino acids)
Molecular function (GO): protein binding
Source: RefSeq, a predicted model, not a curated record